Messenger RNA from Suillus discolor, 1038 nucleotides. Its product is annotated as ATP-NAD kinase-like domain-containing protein. Gene Ontology annotation, biological process: NADP+ biosynthetic process; NAD+ metabolic process. Gene Ontology annotation, molecular function: NAD+ kinase activity. The transcript has 8 exons. The coding region runs from base 1 to 1038 and encodes 345 amino acids. Lineage: Eukaryota; Fungi; Basidiomycota; Agaricomycetes; Boletales; Suillaceae. The record is from RefSeq and is a predicted model, not a curated record.
AUGGCCAGCCACGCGCAACGAGCUUUUCUUUUCUUUCCUUUUCGACGCUGUCUCCACACUCGAAGACGAAAUCGACCGUCGCUACCUUUGACUUCGCGUGCGAAUCCGUUCAUCCCACAACUACCACAUUCACGUCUUUCUCGUGCUUUAUCCCAAGCCAUAAAUGAAACAUCAUAUCCUCCACGAUCCAUUUUAAUUGUGAACAAGCUUCGAACUGAGCCUGUGAUUGGGGCAAUUGAUGAACUACUGGAUCAUGUAGCGAAGACGUAUCCGGGUGUGAAAGUGUUCUCUGAAGACCGCCCAGACAUUCCAUUCGGCGCACAAGUGUGGCGUCCCGGGCCUCAUGCCGAGAAAAUUGAUCUUGUCGUGACUCUUGGAGGUGACGGUACCAUUCUCCAUGCUGCGUCACUCUUCAGUCUUGCAGCGGUCCCUCCUGACACCACUAAACAUGCGAUAGAUAUCGAUGGCUUUGUGAAAGGGCUCGAAGCAGUGUUUCAGGGCAAGGCAACCAUCCUCAAUCGCAUGCGUUUGUCGUGCAUGUUCUAUGACAAGGAUCGCAAAAAAAUAGGGUUCGGUGACGAUGAAUGGCAAGUCACGAAUGAGAUUGCGCUACACCGUGGGUCAAGUCCACACCUUAAUACCAUCGAUAUUUGUGUAGACGGGCAACAUCUCCCGAGCACCUCUGAUGGGGUGAUUGUGUCAACGCCUACGGGAUCAACUGCAUACUCUCUCUCAGCUGGAGGGCCUAUCGUAUGUCCACGAAGUUUAUCGUUUAGACCUCUCGUCUUCCCCUCAUCCUCAUCUUUAACACUGCGUAUCAGUGAUCGUCCCCGUGCUGCGGCUGGCGUUUCGAUGGACGGGCGUGUAUCGCAUAUUCUUAAUCCAGGGGAGUCAGUUAUUAUACAGGCUUCACUAUACUCAGUGCCUUGCAUUAACCGCUCCUCCAUAUCCGAUUAUGGAGACGAACAACCAGGCGAAGAAGGCGUUGGGCCUGGAAAAGAGGAUGAUUGGGUCCGGGACAUCAAUAAUGUGUUGUAG